AUGGCGAAAUGCAACGCAACUAGCAGCUCCACAGAGAAUGUUUCUGGUAACAGUCAGCCCUUCAAAUAUCCAGUACAACUUAUCCAUGCAGAAUUACAGACGAGGAAAGGAGCACUUGAGAGCUCUGCCAAUCAACAAAACCCACCUUCUUCUUCAGGACCCGGUACCUCUCACAAACCUGUUCACCCUGAGCCUUCUCUGGAGGUCAAGCCUCCAGAUGAUAAUCAAAAAGUGGAGUGUCUACAGCCCUCGUAUUUGAAAACGGUGGCACAACAGUUUGGGGUUCAUCUUCAGCCAAGUGACAGAAAAGGGUACGGAAAUGCUGGAUGCACCAAGCCUCCCGCCAAAGCCAGUGGCUCAGGAAAAGAAGAGCCCAAGUCUCUGCAUCCAAAACCUUCAGGGAGCAAGUUCCUUAAACCUGCUCCUCAUGAGAGAGGAAAACAACUUUGGCAAAAAAACUUGAAUUCAAAUUCUGCACCAGAGGACAGCGUGGCAAAACCUGCCGAUUCAGAAGUAGCAAAAGAAGAGUUCGUGUCUGCAGUACAAGAAAAUGAACCCGAGCCUUCCUCCUCUAAAUCACAUCUUGGACAGAGAUCCUCUCUGAAAUGUAAGGUCUCCCGCAACAAAUACACUCCUAAUACAAAGGUUCUGGAAAAAAGUCUGCCAAGCCCUAGACCAAAUAAACACCCAUUUAAAGCAACAAAGGAAAUGGAUGAAAGUAGUGAGUGUGCUGCAGGAGCUGCCGGCAGUCAUUUUUCUAGCAGAGUUCUGAAGCCUACUAGCCACUGGUCCAGCUCACUUCAAGAUGCACCCCAAACUGGGAAGGACCUGAGAGAGAAAGGAGAAACUGAUAAUCUAAAGGGCAUCUUUCCCAAGAAAACCGUCCAGGAAGAGUCAGGUUCUUCUCCUAAGUUGCCUGCGAUGAACACAGUGCCUGCUGCAGGAAAGCCAUCAGGUGGAUCCCAAGAGAAGGAGGACAGGGGCUCAGGAGUCCCCAGGCGGAAAGCCCUGCUCCCACUGUUCAAGCUGGGCCAGCCCCCGGAGAAGCCCAGCAGGCCCCCCAGCGUGGACCUGGCAAAGUUCCGGAAGGCUAUCCAAAAAGACCGCCCUCAGGAUCAACUUGUGAAACAGAGAGCACCUUCCUCAGCAGCACUCUUCCGACCUGUGCCUCCAUCACAGGUGGCUGUGCAGUUGCCACCUCCUCCACGAGCCUCUCACCCACCCACGCAGUACCUGGCAGCUCCCAGCCUGCCUCCUAGAAAGGCCAACCCCAGCUCUGGAACAAUAAGUCGAGACAAUGAAGAAAACUAUGAUGAUGUUGAAUUUCUCUCACAGGGUAAGAUGGGUCAUGGAAACACAGAGGGGGGCCAAGAAAGUGAUGGAGAGAUGUAUGAAGACAUAAAUGACAUCAGAUCGUCGAAGGGAAAAGAGAAGAAGCAGGACAAGGGAGAAAGGAAAAGAAUGGACCAAGAAAAGAAAGAACAGAAGGAGAAAGAAAAGAAAGAUCAGGAAAUAAGGAAGAAGUUCAAACUGACGGGUUCCAUCCAAGUCCUUCAUCAUGCGCGGGCUUGCGCUGACCACAAGGGAGGCAAGAACGAGCUGACUGUCAAACAGGGGGACGAGAUUGAAAUCAUCCGCCUCACAAACAACCCAGAAGGAAAAUGGCUGGGCAGGAUAAAAGGAUGUUAUGGAUACAUUAAAACAACCAUGGUGGAGAUCGAUUAUGAUUCUUUAAGAAAAAAACAACCAUCUGUCAGAGCUGCUGUGAAACAUGCAGACAGUGACCAAGAAGUCUAUGAUGAUGUUGGAGAGCAAAGCAGUAUCAGCAGUCAGAGAGCUGAUCAAAGUGGAGCUGGAAGGAUGUUCCCACCUCCUCCUUCUGACCAAGAAAUGUAUGAUAUGAUUGAUGGUGGAGAUGCUGUAAGUAGGUCUGUAUCACAGGAUGAAGAUAGGAGCAUCUGGUCCUGGGGAAUCUUGAAGAGGCUAAAGGUCAAAGUUGUCAAAAAGAAAAGUGUACGAGAAAAAACAAGCAAAGACAAUGGGGCAGAAGAUAAUGGAGAUUUGUUGAUGUCUCUCACAACAAGGCAGUUCGAAAAAGAUCAUGGAGACGAUGUUUAUGAUGACGUAGAUUCUUCAGACUUCCCCCCUCCACCACCUGAACUCAAUGCACCAAAACCAGCAAGCCUUGAAAAACACACAUCAACAGCAAAAGAGACACAAAAGCGUAAAAACAUAGAAAAAGAAGAGAAAGAGUUCAGAAAAAAGUUCAAAUUUGACGGUGAAAUUAAAGUUCUUUACUCUACCACCACAGUGCAGGACUUGCCCCAGAGAAGACGGGGAUCUAAAGACUUGGACAUUAAACCAGGGGAGUCUCUUGAGAUUAUAGAAAGUACAGAUGAUACUAAGGUCCUGUGCAGGAAUGAAGACGGAAAAU
Molecule: messenger RNA, 2434 nt
Organism: Merops nubicus (carmine bee-eater)
Lineage: Eukaryota; Metazoa; Chordata; Aves; Coraciiformes; Meropidae
Gene: FYB1
Product: FYN binding protein
Exons: 15
Biological process (GO): T cell receptor signaling pathway; protein localization to plasma membrane; integrin-mediated signaling pathway
Cellular component (GO): plasma membrane
Molecular function (GO): protein binding
Source: RefSeq, a predicted model, not a curated record